Molecule: messenger RNA, 339 nt
Organism: Caenorhabditis angaria
Lineage: Eukaryota; Metazoa; Nematoda; Chromadorea; Rhabditida; Rhabditidae
Source: the annotation of a GenBank genome assembly
UUGAUUCGAACCGAUUCGAACCGAUUCGAGUCGAUUCGAGUCGAUUCGAACCGAUUCGAGUCGAUUCGAACCGAUUCGAACCGAUUCGAACCGAUUCGAGUCGAUUCGAACCGAUUCGAACCGAUUCGAACCGAUUCGAGUCGAUUCGAACCGAUUCGAAAAAAAAUUUUUGUUAGCUACCCGCUUGAUUCGAUCCGAUUCGAGUCGAUUCGAACCGAUUCGAGUCGAUUCGAACCGAUUCGAACCGAUUCGAGUCGAUUCGAACCGAUUCGAGUCGAUUCGAACCGAUUCGAACCGAUUCGAGUCGAUUCGAACCGAUUCGAAAAAAAUUUUUGUUAG